AUGGCUCUCAGACCUGAGUUCGCGACGGCAGACCCCACCAUCAUAAUGAGUGAAAAUGCUAAGGAGUGGGAGAGCAUCUGGACUGACCCCGUGGACGAGAGGAAGCACACGAUCGAGCAGCUGGAGUGCGCCAGGCGACGUGCACUGAUGGGGGACCUGGACCCAAUUGACAUGGAUAUGCUCAACGAUGCGCUGAGGGCGACGUCGGCAUCCAAAGCGAAGGGCCUGGACCAGCUGAGCCCCACAGACAUCGACAGACUUCCCACGGUGGCAAAGGCAGAGCAACUGGAUAUCAUCGCUGAGUGUAAGAGACAUUUGGCAUGGCCACGUCAAAUUUCGGCAACCAAAUGUGCGAUUGUUCCCAAGCCUGUCCCUGCUAGAGGAGAUCGAGUCCUGGGAAUGCUACCUUUACCAGUGAAGUUAUGGUCGAGAGCGCGUGGCGAUGUUUGCUCAAUGUGGAGUGCUGGACUUUCAGACCAUUGGGACACAGCGGUAAAAAGCAGCUCGGCGCUCCGCGCUGGAUUGCUAAGAGCAGUACUAGAUGAGGCGGGCAUCGAGAUCGGCGCGUCGGCCAUGACAUUAUUGUUAGACAUAGAGAAGUUCUACGACACGGUGUCCCUAGUUAUUUAA
Molecule: messenger RNA, 630 nt
Organism: Prorocentrum cordatum
Lineage: Eukaryota; Dinophyceae; Prorocentrales; Prorocentraceae
Source: the annotation of a GenBank genome assembly